AGCUGCGACGCCCCCAAAAGGCCAUCUCAAUUGUGCCGGCGUCAAGCAGCCAUGGCGGCGAAGGAUCGUCGUAGCCUUGAUGAGAGAGCCCAGCUGCUGAACCUUUGGUUGGACGAGUGUCCGCCCAUUCGCUGGGUAGCUGACAAGUGUGGCAUUCAACCAUUAGCUGUCGCUGCGGCAGGCCUUCUUUGGGUCUUGCUCUUCGUGCUGUGGGGUUUCAUGGGUGAGCUGGUUUGCAAAGUCGUGGGGAACCUGUACCCACUCUAUGCAUCCUUCCGUGCGCUGGAAGACGGAGAUCAUGAUGAGGUCAGUUCCUGGCUCACUUAUUGGAUCACCUUUGCGGCCUUCACCUUGCUAGAAGGUGUCAGCAUAAAGCUCAUGUCGUGGCUUCCUCUCUACUAUGUGAUGAGGCUGGCCAUGAUUGUGUGGCUCUUCCUCCCCGCGACCCGUGGAGCACAAGCCCUUUACACCUGGGGCCUGGCACCGCUGCUGCGGCGCUAUCGGCCACAGGUGGAUGCCGCCUUGGCCAGGUCUGCACAGCAGCUUUGUGGCACCUUUUGCUCCGAGAAGCUACGAGAAGCCUUGCGGAGCAAAUCGGGAGAGGCUGCCAAUGGCGGCAUCGAGGAGCUGAUGGCACAAGAGUUGGCCAAGGCGGCGGCCAGCCGCUUUGUGGGCCAGGUGAGCUCUCGGGCGCGCACCGCGUCCCCAAGGCCCAGUCCGAUGCGCAGGAGUGAGGGUUUGGCCGGAACCUCGCUUUGCAGUUUUGCCCAGCCCAACCUUAAGGCCUCCCCCUACCAAGAGCGAUGGCCUCCAACCGGCCUUAAGGUCAAGGAAACAGAAGCUGUGAGUGCUAAUUAGCCGAGAAAGACGAGACCGACUUUGCAGCUGAAACUGCGCUAAUUCGGUGACUCUGCAUCCUAAAUUGCCCAGUGCGGAUGAGUGCGGAUGGGGACUCCUGAACUUCGCCGCGGAAAGAGCCAAUUGAGCCGUUUGCGGCUGCGACAAACUACUGGUAGGCGGUUUCGUGGACAGUGCUUGUCGGCUAGCAUGGUUUC
Molecule: messenger RNA, 1055 nt
Organism: Durusdinium trenchii
Lineage: Eukaryota; Dinophyceae; Suessiales; Symbiodiniaceae
Source: the annotation of a GenBank genome assembly